AUGAAUCAUAUGCAGACCGCGUCAGAAACCUUGAAUCAAACCUACUACAUGCCGCACCAUCCCAUUAUAAAGGAGAGUAGCAUUACAACAAAACUGAGGGUUGUUUUCAACGCGUCCGCCAAAUCGUCUUCCGGUAAUUCGCUGAAUGACGCCUUAUUUGUCGGCCCUCAACUGCAACACAAUUUGUACACGAUUUUGAUGCGCUUUAGAACGCACCGCUACGCAGUAACCGCAGAUAUCGCCAAAAUGUAUCGUCAAAUCUGCAUAUCCUCAAAACAUGCCGAUCUGCAGCGCAUCGUUUGGCGCAGCCAUCCAUCCUUGCCCAUCCAAGAUUUUCGCAUGGUGCGUGUUACGUACGGAGUAGCAGCUGUAUCUCACCUAGCUGUCCGAUCGCUGCAACAGACGGCAAAAUAUUCAUCGAAUGGUUGUGCUAGAGCCGUUAAUGUUAUCCUAAAGGACUUUUAUAUGGAUGACCUGCUAAGUGGUGCAUCUAGUAAGGAGGAACUUCUGUUGCUGCAGCAAAGAGUGUCUGAAAUAUUGCGGGAAGGUGGAUUUGAACUCCGAAAGUGGGUGUCGAACUGCGUGGAACUAAAUGCAAGCAUCUGUAAUGCAGCUGAAACCAUAUCGCAUUACAUCGUCGACGAUAAGGAUGUCUAUGCGUUAGGUCUGAUCUGGAACACGGAGGCAGACUACUUUACAUUCACUGUCAGCCUGAAGCAACCACCCGCUAGUUUGACCAAAAGAGCAUUUUUAUCAGACGCAAGCACGCUAUUCGAUCCGUUGGGACUGCUUGCGCCUGCAACUAUAAAAUCAAAGAUGUGGUUCCAAGACAUUUGGCGCACCAAUGUAGGUUGGGAUGACCUCAUUCCUGAUCCAUCGCAACGAAAUGGUUGGAGCAUCAAUUGCAGCAGCUCGCACACUUGA
Molecule: messenger RNA, 924 nt
Organism: Rhagoletis zephyria (snowberry fruit fly)
Lineage: Eukaryota; Metazoa; Arthropoda; Insecta; Diptera; Tephritidae
Source: RefSeq, a predicted model, not a curated record